Prunus armeniaca (apricot) is the source of this 339-nucleotide messenger RNA. NCBI's taxonomy places the organism in Eukaryota, Viridiplantae, Streptophyta, Magnoliopsida, Rosales, Rosaceae. The record is from the annotation of a GenBank genome assembly.
AUGACCACUGUAGACACAUUGGAUAGCACUCGUAAUCCAAUCCGAGCAUAUAGGCAUGGGGAUGAUCAUGUAAAUGCGUCACCUUUUGACAUGGGAGCUGGUCACAUCAAUCCAAAUAAAGCAUUUGAUUCUGGUGUGCCACCGGAGGCGGAGGCACAUGGGGACCAGUCAGAAACACGACCAGACCAACCAGUUGCUUGUCUUGUGGGGUGGGGUUUGGAGAUAAUGGAAGAUGACGAGGGCAGGUGGGUGAUGAGUGGGGCGGCGGAAGCAAAGGCAGCGGAAAUUAGAGUUUUCCAGGUGAUGAAGACAAUGGAGGAUACAUAUGCAGGCAAUUGA